Messenger RNA from Scylla paramamosain (green mud crab), 2204 nucleotides. RefSeq lists its product as uncharacterized. The record is from RefSeq and is a predicted model, not a curated record. Lineage: Eukaryota; Metazoa; Arthropoda; Malacostraca; Decapoda; Portunidae. The coding region runs from base 768 to 1157 and encodes 129 amino acids. The transcript has 9 exons.
CAACAGUUAUACCGAAUACGAGAGAAGAAAAUAUAUUGCGCUUGUCUCCCUUCACUUGUCUUGCCCGAGGGUUCAAGUUUUGUUUACAUUCCUCUGAGUGGCGCCAAGAUCAGACCUGCAGCAGGCCGGCAGCAAGGGUAGAGCAGCAGCAUGGCAGAGUCACGCUUGCCAGUGGGCCAGUCAAGGCAGCUCGCCAACAACACCAUCUUUCAACGUGACAAUGAUGAUGGACAUGGAGAAGUUAUGGGAACUGAUGAAGGAGAAAGAGAAGCUGCAAGGAGAGAUAGACUCCACCACAAUGGAGAUAGAUGGAUGGCUUCAAAUUCUCCACUGCUCCACUGCCCAGGAACUCCACCAGCUCAUCGACAACUUCUCCACCGACUCAACCCUCCUGCCUCCCUCCUUCUCUGUGGUGCACCCGUCCCCCACCAGAGACCACCUGGUGAAGUACUACAACACCGUCACCCGCCUUAGUGCUUAUCAGAUGCUGGACUGUGCCCAGGCCUGCACCACAGCGAAGGGGGAACUGUUUAUCAAGUACCCCUGGAGGCCACCCAACAGGCCCAACCACGAGUGUCUUGUGCUGCUCAACCGCCGGAGACGACCUCACCUACAGUGUGGUGAGUCACAAUCUGCCGCCCUCAGUGCCCCUAGACCGCCUGGAGAGGGAGUACCUGCAGAAGCCACAGGGACCUGAGGGCCUGCGCAGGUUCAUAGCAGUGGUGGGGCAGUACACAAGACCCCUCUAUGUUCGCCUGCAGCAGAUCAUGUCCGCUGAGGACCUGGUGGUGUUGCAGGGGUCCGUCAGGCACAACAAGGGCGCCACAACCCUCAGCUUCAUUGUGGACCUAAAACUGAAGGAGCACCCAUCACUGACGGCUGAGUUUGUGCUGCAGUUUGAUCCCCUGGACAUCUUUCCUCACACAGUCACUGCCGCACCACUCGCCCUCAGUGGACAGGAGCAGAUACCCCCUAGGCUGCAGGAGGCCCUAGAUGAAGCAGCAAAGAGAAUGAAGACAACUACCUUCCCUCAAGUAUUGUUAGAGAGCUACAGGGCGUCUCAGUCCCAGGCAACCAGCACGGGCCAGGAGUCUCAAGAACCUGACUCCCUCCUCUCUUCUGUGGAGGAAGGCCCUCUCUUUGAUAUUGGGGAGUGAGUGAAGGUGUGUGUGUGUGUGUGUGUGUGUGUGUGUGUGUGUGUGAGGUGGAAUUGUAAGGGUUUUUCGGAGUGUGUGGGGAAAUUAUCAGUGUUUUUUUUGGGGGGAGCGUUUUAAGUUUGUUUUUCAAGUUUUUGGGUGUGUGUGGUGUUUGUGUGGGAAUUGUGGGUGUUUUUCUGGUGUUUUGAGUGUGUUUAGGUGUGUUUUUUGUGUGUUUUGGGUGUGUGGUUUUUGUGUGUGGGGGAAUUGUGGGUUGUUUUGAGUGUGUUUUUCAAGUUUUUGGGUGUGUAGGGUUUGUGUAGGAAUUGUGGGUGUUUUUUGGGUGUUUUGAGUUUGUUUGUGUGUGUGUGUGUGUGUGUGUGUGUGUGUGUGUGUGGGGAGGGUUAGUAAUUAACAACCACUACAACAAUAGUAAUUAAGCUACAGAGGAGUAGGAUAUUAUUUUUCUUAACUGGAAUAAUUAAAAGAAAAGAUAAAAGCGAGAACUGAUGGAUUUGUUUAUUUUAUUUAUUUAUUUUAUUUAACUUUUAUUUAUUUUUUUUAUUUAUUUAUUUAUUUUUUUUUUAUUUGUGUAUUUCAGUUUUUAAUUUUUGUUCAUAAUUGUAAUGAUAGGAAAAGCAAAGGAAAAGAAUAUUAGUGUUUUCAUAAGGAUUGUAAGAAUACUGAAUAAUUAUCGUACUGCUAAUGAUAAUGAUGAUGAUGAUGAUGAUGAUGACAGUUAUAGUGAUAAACAAAAGGCAAGGUAUGGAAGGAUAAGUCUAUUUUUGUUUGUAGUGAUAGUGGUGAUAACAAUAAGGAAAGAUAUUAAAGAAUUAUCGUACUUCUCUUAAUAAUGGUAAUAGUAAUUAAGAGCGCAUUGUAUGGAAGGAUUAACUUGAUUUUGCUUAUAAAGAUGAAAUUAAUAGGAAAAGGGUUAAUUAUGAGAAAACAUUAGGGUAUUAUUGUUCAUAUGUUAAUGAAGAUGAUGAUAAUGGUACAACAAAGGAAAGGUAUGGAAGAAUUAACUUAUAUUUUUAAAGGAUGAUAAGAAAAAUAAAAUAUGGAAAA